UUCUCCGAGUAAAGCCGAGUGCAGAGGAUCAGCUGACUGAGAGACUCGGUGCUUCGAUGGAUCGUUUCUCAGUUUAGAGAUUAAAAAAUAAAUAAAGUCAGUUUGUGAUCAAUCGAUCGAUCAGGUGAACGCCGACAUGCCGUCGCUUCUGUUCUGCGGGCCGAAGAUGGCCGCCUGCGGGAUCGUGAUCAGCAUCUGGGGCGUCAUUAUGCUGGCCAUGCUGGGAAUCUUCUUCAGCGCCAAGUCUGCCGUCCUGAUCGAGGACGUCCCGUUCACCGAGGAGGACAUCCGUAAGGAUGCCAGCCCUCCUCAGAACAUCUACAACCUCUACAACCAGGUGGGCAUCAACUGCUUCAUCGCCGCUGCCGUCUACGUGGCCGUCGGCGCCGUCUCGCUCUGCCAGGUCCGACUCAACAAGCGGCAGGAGUACAUGGUGACAUAAGGAGCACCUCGGAGUUUUAACAAGUCUGAUUGGCUUAGAUUAAUGAGGGGGCGGGGCCAGGGUUAUUUAUUUUGAAUUUACCUGUUUGUUGUCGUUGUUGUUGGAUGAAAUGUGACAUGAUUCCUGUGAAUGAGUUCUUCCUGAAAGUGACCAAACCUUAGACAUUUAUUUCAUGAUUUAAGUGACGGGGUUAAGAGCAGAAUGGUCUGACCAGCCCUGAUACAGCACUACAGCGGUGCUUCCAGUGGUAGACCGUUCUUCAAAACACAAAACUUCACUCAUUUUUCUCUAAAACGACAGAAAGUGGGUCAGACCGCUCUGCUUCCAAACCCUUUGUAUUAAUGUCAGACACAUUGUCGUUUUAUCGACUCAGAAACAAACAUUGAGAAACCAAAACUUUACAGAAAAGAACAUCUGUUUGUCAUUAAAAUGGAUUUAAAAGUGUUGAUGUGACAAAAACAUCCUGCAAUAAAGUUUGUGUGUAAAACGGACAAA
Acanthochromis polyacanthus (spiny chromis) is the source of this 937-nucleotide messenger RNA. RefSeq names its product ribonuclease, RNase K b (gene rnasekb). The transcript has 3 exons. Bases 137 to 442 code for a protein of 101 amino acids. The record is from RefSeq and is a predicted model, not a curated record. Gene Ontology annotation, molecular function: RNA endonuclease activity. NCBI's taxonomy places the organism in Eukaryota, Metazoa, Chordata, Actinopteri, Pomacentridae.